UCUCGUCCCGACUCGCUCGAGCCCACUCACCAUGGCCGACAUCAACGCCAUCGCCAAGCAGUUCACCGACUUCUACUACCAGGCGUUCGACGCCGACCGCAAGAACCUCGGGCCGCUCUACCGCGACCACUCGAUGCUGUCGUUCGAGGCCCAGCAGUUCCAGGGCACCGCCGCCAUCAUCGAGAAGCUCGCCAGCCUUCCCUUCACGACCAUCCAGCACCAGAUCGCGACGAUGGACGCACAGCCCGCCGCGACCGACAAGGCGUCCAUGAUCGUCCUCGUCACCGGCCAGCUCCUCACCGGCGACGAGCAGAACCCUCUCUCGUUUUCCCAGACGUUCCACCUCAUUCCCGAGGGCAACUCGUACUACAUCUUCAAUGACAUCUUCAGGUUGAUCCUCGGUGCGUGAUCGUUCGCGCGGUUGAAGGAGAGGUCAGGGGGCGGGAAGGAACGCUUGGAACGGACCAGGUGGUCGGGGACGACGACGAGGGCAGACGGGCACCAGGAGGCUCGAUGGGCAGGAGCGGCGGGACUCGUACAGCUGCGACGAGCGUGCGUAAUCGAUGGCACUUUUCCGGUC
Messenger RNA from Rhodotorula graminis WP1, 580 nucleotides. RefSeq lists its product as uncharacterized. Lineage: Eukaryota; Fungi; Basidiomycota; Microbotryomycetes; Sporidiobolales; Sporidiobolaceae. Gene Ontology annotation, cellular component: nuclear pore central transport channel. The transcript is spliced from 6 exons. Gene Ontology annotation, biological process: protein import into nucleus. The record is from RefSeq and is a predicted model, not a curated record. Bases 32 to 409 code for a protein of 125 amino acids.